Messenger RNA from Penaeus indicus, 1982 nucleotides. RefSeq names its product CAP-Gly domain-containing linker protein 3-like. The record is from RefSeq and is a predicted model, not a curated record. The transcript is spliced from 9 exons. The annotation marks the transcript as partial. Gene Ontology annotation, molecular function: microtubule plus-end binding. Gene Ontology annotation, biological process: cytoplasmic microtubule organization. Gene Ontology annotation, cellular component: microtubule plus-end; cell cortex; nucleus. Lineage: Eukaryota; Metazoa; Arthropoda; Malacostraca; Decapoda; Penaeidae.
GUGGUAAAGGAGCUGCUGCGAGAUGGCGCCGACGUCCACCAGAGAUGCCGUUGGACGCACAUGACCGCCCUGCACUACGCCGCCUACUUCGACGUGGCGCCCGUGCUCGACCUGCUGCUCAGGGAUCCCAAGGGCGUAUGCAUCAACGACGCAUGCCUGGAGUACUCCGGAGGGACGCCCUUGCACAUCGCCGCCGCCAACCUGAGCCUGAGCGCCACCCGGGUCCUGCUCCAGCACGGCGCACUCCCGACUCUCACCGACACCCAGGGACGCACGCCCUUCCAGUGCAUCCCCGCCCCCGACCAAUACGAACUCGUCCCCGAUGUCCAAGAUGUGAUCGGGCGCCUCCGUGCUCUACUCUCCCCUACCGGCACCCACGCCCACACCUCCGCCCACGCCCACAGCUACGCCCACACCAACAGCCAAGGGUCUUCGGGAAGGGCUGUACUCAAGGCCAUGGGACUGAAGCUCGGCGAUCGAGUCCUUGUGAGCGGCGUCAAGACAGGGACGCUGAGGUUCGUUGGCGCUACAGAGUUCGCGACGGGUCUGUGGGCGGGAGUCGAACUGGAGACUCAGUCCGGCCGCCACAAUGGCACUGUCAAGGGCGUCAUGUACUUCCGGUGUGCUAACAAUUAUGGUGUCUUCGUACCCGUCAACCGCCUGACGAAGAUCCCCAACGUGAGCGGCGGCGGACGCCAGGGCCGCUCCACCUCCGUCGCGCACCGCCAGCAGCGCUCUCCGAGGGUGAGCGGGGGGGCGCACCCCAGUCGCCGCUCCGCCUCGCUGCCGCCCGGACGCGUCAAUCACGGUCGCGUCGACGUCUCCAGGGUGGCUUCGCGGGUUGCUCAAGACAUCCGCAACACCACCCGUAAGAUUGUGGUGGGCGACCGCGUGUACGUGGACAUGGGCGUGGGUAGCGGCUCGUCCCAGCGCGCGGUGACGGGCGUGGUAAGGUACACGGGCGCGGUACACUUCGCCUCAGGAUUCUGGGUGGGCGUGGAGCUCGACUUGACAAGGGGCACCAACGACGGUUCGGUCAACGGUACGAGGUACUUCGCCUGCAGGAACCAGCACGGGAUCUUCGCCGCGCCCUCCAGGGUCAUAAAGAUCAGCAGCGACCCGGACGCUGAGGACGUGGGCGCGGACAUGCGUCACAGCCGCUACUCCCUCAGUUCCACCCACGGCUCCACCCACGCCAUCAACACCUCCUGCAGCGGCUCUCUCAGCCUAGGCUAUUGCCCACCGCCGCCCUCCUUCGCCGGCUCAGGACCCAUCAGCCUAGGAACAAGCAUGGGCAGCUCCUCCAGCGCCGUCCUGGGCACGAGCGUGGACGACCCCUACGACGAGUGCGUGCACCUGCCCCCCGCCAGCCACCUCCUGGACGACCAAGCGCAGGGGGCGCUCGCCAGGACGCACUCGCUCAAGACGGCCAUCUACCCCAGCACCACCAUGACCAGCCUCAACAGGUCCUUCUCCGCGCGCUACGUAUCGUCCCGGCAGCGGCAGGAGGAGAUCGAGCGCGCGGCGGAGGAGCGCAAGAAGGAGCAGACGUGGUGCGACCCCCCGGUUCUCCCCGGACCCAAGAACCCCAAGAAGAAGACGGAGGACCAGCACUGGCUCGAGGUCGGCCAUAACGUCUUCUACAAGAAUGAAGUCGGCGUGAUCAAGUACAUCGGGCGCGUGGACUUCGAGGCGGGCGUGUGGCUGGGCGUGGAGCUGCGGGCGGCGAAGGGGCGUCACGAUGGCGUGGUCCGUGGGCGUCGCUACUUCAGCUGCCGCCCGCGCCACGGCAUCAUGGUCCGCCCCAGCAAGGUGUACGUGAGGGGAAUCAACGGAGCCACACUCGUGAAACCCGAGGAGGAGCUCGAGGAGUAGAGGUGUUCCUCGGGGCCGCCCGGGAGUCGGACUCUCGGGAGAGUCGAUGGAAUUUAAGAGUAGAAUUACGUGUCUUUGCAUGUCGCUCGUGAUGGCCUCUGGGUUCU